GUGGACUUGAGUGGGGCGGUACGUUCCCGGGCAGAGCAGAGGAAGUGGGAGUCCACGCGGAAUUGGCUGGGGUCUCCACCCGGAGUUCCCACCAUGUCGAAGGUUUCUUUUAAGAUCACGCUGACGUCGGACCCGCGGCUGCCUUACAAAGUACUUAGUGUUCCUGAAAGUACACCUUUCACAGCAGUCCUAAAGUUUGCAGCAGAAGAAUUUAAAGUUCCUGCAGCAACAAGUGCAAUUAUUACCAAUGAUGGAAUAGGAAUAAAUCCUGCCCAGACUGCUGGAAAUGUUUUCCUAAAGCAUGGUUCAGAACUGCGGAUUAUUCCUAGAGAUCGUGUUGGAAGUUGUUAAUAUCUGCUACUUGGAACAUAGGAUGACCUUUCCAAAUAAAUAUUGGCAUUGUUGUAAAACUGAAGUCAGGCAUUUAAAACAUGAUGAAAACACCAGUAGUUGAUGAAAUAAUGAAGGGUGACUCUGUCCCUUCUUGUUAUUCACACGCUUCCUGUGAAGAGGGACUGCUAUGUAUAGAGGGUACCAUCUCCACAGAAGACCAUAGUCUGUCAUCGCUACCUCACAACACAUACAGAUAGUUCAUUCGGGCUAAGUGGAUUAUCCAGCUGUGUUUUGUAAGUGGUGGAUGCUUCUGAUAACUCUUUCUGAGAACAUUUGGAAAAUUAAAGUUUACUGAAUCUUCCUAUUUGCGUUAAAAAUUUAAAAGGACUGUGGGUCAUACAUGGCAGUUUGCUUGAUGGCAUCUGACUUGUGCACUUAAAAAUAGUUGAUUCUUAAUUGUAUGUUCAUGAUAAAGGAUAUAGACAUAACAAUGAAUACGUAACUAUCUUUUUGUCAUUUAGGUUUUUUUAAGUUUCAAACUAUAUCAGAGACCCCAAAAUUGAAUUUUUUGAUCUAGCCCUUAUGUGUAAAAUUGAUGUCCCACACCAAAGAGUUUUAACUAUGAUCUUGCAGAAUCCAGUACUUGGUAAGAAUUGAGAAUAAAGUAGAACCAUUCUUUGCUGAGUUAUGUAUCCUUUAUCAGUCUCUGAAUACAACCUUUAAAACAACCUUAAGAAACCCUUGUCUUAUUGAGGCUAGUAUUUCUAAAUAACAUUCAGGAAAAGGGUAUUGGAAAGAUCUGGAAUUCACAACAGAGCUCUAGGAAAUGCUAAUUGAAAAUGCUGAUUAUUAUACUGAUUAAAGACCCAGCAUUUAAGGAGGUGUUAAGUUUAGCCACUGAAGUGAAUAAGAAGUGAGGAAGUGGGGAAACCCUAAUGACCAGUUUUCUGGUAAGGAGGAAAGGAAACAGAAGACACAAUGAAGGGGAACAGAAAGCUGUAGGAGAGCAUCACAGAACAAGCCAACUGGAUCGGCAGAAGUGCAGUGUGUGUUUUGGAGAACUGAAGAGGAAAAGAAAAUAUAUGACAUUUCAGAAGGAGCAGAAGGCAAUUAGAGAAAGCAAAGUGUAGGCUUUGUCAACACGCAGACUUCAGAAUUCCCCUUAUGAUAAUCUAAAGAAUGAUGUGCAUAAGGGAAGAGUUUAUUUGCCCUUAAAGAGGAAAUCAAUAUCUAUGCAAAUCUUGAAAGAUGAAAGGAAGGCUCAUAGUGAUUCAGAGCCAGUGCUUGGCCUGCUUUAUUCUGGAUGGUGAGCUCCCUGGAGGCGGGCUUUGUGUCUGUCAUGCACUUUCUAGACCUGGAAGUGUAGUGGGCUUUCAAUAAGUACUUGCUGAAUUAUUCAUGAAUAAAGUAUCUCUUAAGACCAAUUUUUAUCUAAGUGUGUUUCAAUUAUAUUCCCUGUCAUAGGCCCUACUAGGUUCAUUGGGAAAAAAAUGUGUAAGGAGAUGUAACUGGGUCAGCAUCUCAAGGGUGACAUUAGUAGUUAAGUUUAAGAAAUUAACCAGAUGUUGUCAUAUAUUUGACAAGUGAACAAUAAGAUUCUAAAUCGUGAAGGUAGAAAAGUAUGCUUCUAAUAUUUGGGGAAGUUUUUAUUUUUCUAAACAAAACUGAUGCUCAAAGACCCCAGGUUUUUAAUGUCAUUAAGCCUCAGUUAACCAGAAAUUUAUGAAUACCCAUUCUGUGAAUUUUUAAAUUUAGACUUCCUUCAUCCUGUUUCCACAACAAAAUCGUAAGUUAUGGUGUCCUGUGCCAUAAGGUGAUUUGUUUAAUAUUUUUCUUCUUUGGUUUUGAAAGUUUUGUUGUAGU
This is a messenger RNA of Enhydra lutris kenyoni (northern sea otter), 2196 nucleotides long. RefSeq names its product ubiquitin fold modifier 1. The record is from RefSeq and is a predicted model, not a curated record. Lineage: Eukaryota; Metazoa; Chordata; Mammalia; Carnivora; Mustelidae. Bases 94 to 351 code for a protein of 85 amino acids. Gene Ontology annotation, cellular component: cytoplasm; nucleus. Gene Ontology annotation, biological process: protein K69-linked ufmylation. The transcript has 6 exons.